AUGGAUUCGCGAACCGCAAUUUCGAUGGAUAAUGCCGAAAGUAACAGUCAUUUAUUCCUUUCCGAUGAAAAAAAGGGAGCUAGCCAUAAUUUUAGCACCCCCGAUUACUACCACAACAGGAGGGAGGAUAAAUUUAAGUUCGCGCCGGGUCACAACUACGGCCACAACUACGACCGCAGUUACAACCACAGCUACGAUCACAGCUACGGUCACAGCUACGGUCACAGCUAUGGUCACAGCUACGGUCGUCACACCUACAAUCACAGCUGCGAUAAUAGUUAUGGCCAUGGUUACGAUCAUAGGCGCGGCCUUAGCCACACCCACAAACACAACGUUUCACCCCCUUCCUGCGGCGUCGAUUUGAAGAGCGGGAAAAACAGGUUCGACUCUUUCGCAGCCCCCAAAAGUUACAGUCACGUUGUUAAGGGAGAAAAUGCAAAGCUUUGUGGAAACGUCGAGACGUUAUUAGAUGUGGGACCCUGUGAAGAUGAUCCUAGAAAGGGAGAACCCGAGAUUUUCCCGAACCCGCAUAGCACCAGUUUACAUAGCACAGAUCAUGAUUCGCAAGUAGCUACGCACCAUCAUAUAUGCCACAGUGGGGGGUACACAGACGAGGUGGGGACGGUGGACAGGAGGAACCGAGAAGAGCUCUCAGAACGGGCAGAUCAUACUGCACUGGGACAGCUGGACGAACCUGUGGAGAAGGAUCAAAUCUUCCAAACAGAAACUAUUGCCUACAAACCGCAUGACCUGAGUACCAACGGAUCCAUUUACACAAAAGAGUACAAAGCGAAUAACGAAAAAGUGAGACAAAAUAAUAUUAACAAUCAAAUUAUUAAGGAUAUUAGAAGAAGUAAAUCAAAUUAUAAUUUCAGAAAUAUAGUCAUUACGAAUGUUUUUUUGGGAAAUAUUCCUCCGAAUAUAACAGAGGAGAGGAUAAAAAACGUAUUGGAAAUUUUUGGCUACAUAAUCCACAUUGAGUAUAAAUGGUCUAUUGAUAAAUGGUCCUAUGCAUUUGUCUACUUCGUUGACGAGAAGUGUGCAAUAAAUGCUGUGAACAUUUUGAAUCAGAAGAAAUUUUUUGACAACUCUCCCAAUCACAAGCUGAUAUGCUUUAUCGUUUCGAAGCAAAUUCCGAACCAGAACACGCUUCACUACAGCAAGGCCAAUUUUUCCCUCUUGAAGGACGGUCCUCCGGGCGCAAAUCUUUUCCUGUACGGAAUCCCCCUCAAGUGGACCGAACUGAACCUGAUCCAACUGGUUAACAAGUACGGCCAUGUCGUGGGCCUUAGAAUCCCAUACAUAAACAACGAACAUGAUAAGAAGCAGGGGAAUAGAGGCUUUGGUUUUGUGUCAUACGACAACAAGAAGUCUGCCAUUGAGGCGUUUGAGGAGCUGUCCAAAAUGUACAUCCACGGGAAGCUCCUGAAGGUGCAGUUGAAAAAUGGAGAGGAGCAUUUGUUGCCGCCCAAGCUGAAGAGCAUGUACAGCGCGAGCGUGGGAGUCAACCCCAAUGUGAGCAUGAACAGCAAUGUGAGCAUGAACAGCAGCGUGAACAUGAACAGCAGUGUGAACAUGAACAGCAGCGUGAACGCGAACUCCAGUAUGAACAUGAACAGCAGUGUGAACGCGAACUCCAAUGUGAACGCGAACUCCAGUGUGAACAUGAACCCUGACAUGAGCAUCCAUGCCAGCCCAGACGUCAACCCCAACGUGAACGUCCAGGGGGACCAAAGCAAAGUAAAGGACCCGAACAGCACCAAAACGGCGCAGAGCCUCGUGAGCACCACCGACACGCUGAAAACGCUGAACUCCGUCAAUUCUGCAGAUGCGCCGAAGAAACCGAGAAGUAACUUCCCUAGCAGUAGCAGCAGCGCGAACUGCAGCGGCAGCAGUCAGGGAGCCAACUUCAUGACGGGAAAGAACAUGAUAGUAGAACACGUGUGUAACGGUACGGACAACCACAUGCAACACAUUUCUACACCGGACCCGAACUCCACAGUGGAGUUGCUAUCAAAUGACGCAGGUAGCAACACCAUGCCAUUGAGGAGCUCACACGGGAGGUUCGUCAAACAUUUUUCAGACAACUAUUACAAUAAAUAUCACACGACAAGCAAGAGACUGAAUAAUUACAUGCACAGCUUUCACCAUUCCAGCACCCUAGGCAACAAUGCGGUUCCUCCUGCGUACCCAGUGGAACCCCUCAGCGAUAUACAUAAGACGAGCGAAGUAGUGGAUGUGUUUCGAGGCACCGGUGCAAGUAGCAACACCCGUUUGUAUUAUACUCAAAAGGGCGAAAAUGGGAGCUCUUUUGGGGGUGCACUUGGAAGCGUCACCGGAUGUCUGAUUAGCGAUGAAAAUGGAAGCGAAUCAGAGAGUGGAAGCCCCAUCGAGUACACAGGAAUGAGUAAGUACCCCCAUAACGUGGAAGGUGCAGCAACGAAAAUGAAUUCGAAGAAUGAAACUACAACGUAUGACUAUGCAGAUGAUCGUUUUGACCACGUCCUUAAUGAACGCGUUGGUACCAAUGAUAGGGAGGAGACGGACAGAGGAGAGCUUUAUUCCUGUGGUAUGAGGCGAACGUUUCAUAUACCGAUCGAACCAAAGGCUACAGGAAUAAACAGUAAACUGUAUUAUCACCCGAACCAAAUAGGAGGACAUAAGUUUUUAAUGAAUGGGAAUCCAACCGCUUCGUACAACUGUGGCCAAUUGGGGGAGGACACAAAUGCCGACAAAGUGCAGGUAGCUAGAUUGAAUCAUCUGAAGAAUAAGAUUUAUGUGCAUCAGAAAAAAAACAUGUUUUGCAAUCCCAGUGUGGAGGGAAGGACGGGCGUGAAUAUGUACAGUCAGUUUUUUACGAAUGGCACAACGGGAGAGGGUAGCGUCGACGGGGGGGGGAGCGGAAAGUGGGACGGAAAGUGGAACGGCAAUUGGAGUGCAAAGUGGGACGGAAACUGGAGUGGAAAGUGGGACGGAAACUGGAACAGCUUUGCGCCCCUCGGAGACUCACUUAGAAGCUCGAAGGGCAGAACGCAGAUGGGAGGCGAAAACGGGAACAUAACAUCCUUUCUAAAUAAUAUCUGGUACGACAAUGGUCAGAAUGGCUCAAGUGUCCCCUGCAGCCCAAGUGCUGGUUGCAGUGCUGGUUGCAGUGCUGGUUGCAAUGCUGCUUGUAGUGCUCCUUACAGUAGAUCUUAUAAGGAUUGGCAUAACAAGGGAAACACGGGAGGAUCGGACGAAUAUGGUAAUUACUGCCGCAGUGGUGCAAACAACCAUGCUGCUAGUACUAUUGGGAACAACGACAAAAGGGGUGUGCGAAACGAAGCGAUGUGUAACGCGGAAGUGGAAGAAGCUCUCCUGGCCGGAGAGGAGAAGGGGGAUGUUCAAAUGAACAAAAGCUCCCAUCUACAUGGAAAUGAAAAUGCAAACGAUUGGCAGUAUGGGGAAAUGGAGUGCGAAGAAGUGAACGGAGCAAGCCAAAGUGACGAGAACUUUUAUCUUAGUUUUGAUCACGAGGAUUUGCGCGACGCGGCGGUUGGAAGUGGUAGCGCUGGUGGCAGCGGUGGCGGCAGCGGUGGCAGCAGAGGAAGCGCGGGAAGUGUCAACGACACGUCCAACUACUGCAAAAACAUGCAGCUCUUCUUCUCCUUCCUAAACACAUACGCAAACAAAAGCUCGCUAAACAUCGACGACUAUAUUAGCAAGGAAAACAUGCAGCUGUACGAAAUGCUGAACCCAAAAAUUGAUAAGCAGUCGGACAAGAACCUUUUGGAACACUCCUUUAUGGAACUCCUCUCGAAGAACAAGAAAAACGAGACGCAGUGUGAGCAGGAGCUCGAGGGGCAGCUGCCAAAUCAGUUGGAUAAAGAAGAGGCGCAGGACGAAGCGGGGAAAGAGCUCCACAAGUACAACACCAUGUCCUACUUGCAGGAAGACUAUGACCAAAUGUUGCAUUAUGACCCCCCCGAUUUUCUCAACGCGGGUCACUUCAGUUCUAGCUUUUAUGACCGCAUCGACGCGUAUGCCGCGGAUGAAAAUAAUAAGGAUGGCAAUGGUGAAGGCAGCGGUAACAACAAUGGCAGUGGCAAUCGCAGCGGCAAUCGCAGCGGCAGUGGCAAUCACAACCCGGGCAGCGGUGACAAAAGGCUGUACCAGGAAGAAGGACUCCCAGAGCAAGGCGAUGAACUUUUAGAUCGAUACCUGAGCGACAUGUACGUUUUUAAUGAUUAUACGGGUGCGAAUAAUUGCAGCAAGCCCAUGUUCAACUUUGAAGCGAGGAACGAUGGGGAUGCGGAUGCGGAUGCUAAUGGUGAGAAGAUGCACUGCAACACGGGUAAUGCCAACCCGGACAAUGAAAGCAGCGGCAAUAGCGGUAGCAGUGCCAACAGCAGCAGCAGUAGUAGUAGUAGCACCAGCUGCAGCAGCAAAGUCGUUUCGAGCGCGCUGGAGAUCGCAAGCAAGCGCGCUCCGACGUACUACGAAGACAGCAACAGGAGUGCGAACAGCGGCUUCAACUUCAAGACCAGCAGCGCGGGGAAAGGUGCGUAG
Messenger RNA from Plasmodium cynomolgi strain B, 4548 nucleotides. RefSeq lists its product as hypothetical. The transcript has 2 exons. NCBI's taxonomy places the organism in Eukaryota, Apicomplexa, Aconoidasida, Haemosporida, Plasmodiidae. Gene Ontology annotation, molecular function: RNA binding. Gene Ontology annotation, cellular component: precatalytic spliceosome; catalytic step 2 spliceosome; U2 snRNP. Bases 1 to 4548 code for a protein of 1515 amino acids. The record is from RefSeq and is a predicted model, not a curated record. Gene Ontology annotation, biological process: mRNA splicing, via spliceosome.